AAUUUUCAGUCAUACUUUUCAAGAAAGAACAAAACACCCUUCAAUUAAAUUUCCCUAGAAAUGAAAAUAAUGCUAUCUUCUAGAUUCGCAACCAGCAUUUCCAAGAGAAAUCUCAGGUCCUCCUUCUUCUUCUCCGGCUACAGUUACCCCGACCGUCACUUAGUUAUACUUCAGCACCGUUCGAUCAUCACCACGUCACCUGUCCACUUCUCAUGGAUGGACUCGAUCAAAGGGGUCUUCACCGGCAAGAAGACCUCUCCAGAUGAUCCGAAAGUCAGCGCCGAAGACUUCACUCUCCUCCGAUUUGCCGAUGAAUUGAAGAAUGCUAGAAAACUAGGGCAAUUUAAGAAAUACAUUGUUGGUAGAAGCAGCGACGCCACAUUUGCGGAUGUUUUCGAGAAACAAGAAGCCAUCAUUAGAUACCUCGGAGUUUGUGAUCCGACUGGCGAGAAUCUUCAACCAAAUCAGAAGAAAGAAGCUGCAAAGCAGUGUGAUUGUACAUUAUUGGAUGUUGAGAAUGCGCUUGCAAAGUUCACUUGGGCGAAAGAAGCGCAUAAGAAGGUGGUUCAGCUGAAGGAGGAAGGGAAACCGAUGCCGAAGAGCUUUGCUGAGGUGCAACAGUUGAUGGGUUCUACACCAUUGGAUCUUGCCAGAUCUAACAUGGCAAAGAGUGGUCAAAUAAGUAGAAAUGCUCUUUGUCCAUGUGGUUCCAAGAAGAGAUAUAAAAGGUGCUGUGGCAAGGAUCAAUAGAAUCAAAGAUGAAGAUGAAAGCCAUACUUCAAACUCGGCUUACCGGAAUCUUCAAAACUGUUAAAAAGAAUCUUUAUGCAGUUGCAGAUGACAUUGUUGCCAUGAGUUUCUUGGUUCGUAUUCUUACUUGGAUAACUUUGCCUAUAUAUAGGGCGUUUUUGCUUAGGGAUAGUGUUGCUU
This is a messenger RNA of Hibiscus syriacus, 930 nucleotides long. Its product is annotated as protein translocase subunit SecA 1-like. The record is from RefSeq and is a predicted model, not a curated record. NCBI's taxonomy places the organism in Eukaryota, Viridiplantae, Streptophyta, Magnoliopsida, Malvales, Malvaceae. The transcript is spliced from 5 exons. The coding region runs from base 61 to 750 and encodes 229 amino acids.